Messenger RNA from Babesia bigemina, 1419 nucleotides. RefSeq names its product hexose transporter, putative. The transcript has a single exon. The coding region runs from base 1 to 1419 and encodes 472 amino acids. Gene Ontology annotation, biological process: monosaccharide transmembrane transport. Gene Ontology annotation, molecular function: hexose transmembrane transporter activity. The record is from RefSeq and is a predicted model, not a curated record. NCBI's taxonomy places the organism in Eukaryota, Apicomplexa, Aconoidasida, Piroplasmida, Babesiidae. Gene Ontology annotation, cellular component: membrane.
AUGAAGCCGUACUUUGCGUGUUCGGUGACCCUCGCCGCAAUUGUGGCCUUCAAUUUCGGUCUUAAUACCGUGAACUUCAACGCGUCUAAGGAAUUUGCCACCGUCGACUUCGGCUGGUGCAAGGGAGAGGGGAAUGCGAAUGAGUACGAGUGCACUAAGGCUACUCUCUACGGGUCGCUCAUUGGCGGUGGAUCCUUCAUUGGCGGUAUUCUGGGAUCGUUGCUGAUCGGUGUGAUUUCCAAGUACGGCCGAAGGCGCGCAAUGAUCAUUAUUCACGCGAUCAACAUUGUUGGCUCGCUGAUCAGCACGGCUGCGCAGUGCUUCUCCAUGUUGCUGCUUGGCAGGCUCAUUGCCGGUGUCUCCGUUGGUAUGUCCGGUAUGAUUGCCAUCUACCUUACCGAGAUCUGUACCGUCGAGAACCGUGGAACGUACGGCACGGCGUAUCCCAUGUUCAUCACCAUGGGACAGCUGCUAAUGUCCGCGUGGCAGCUUCUGCACAUGCGCGUUCUCGGCGCCACUGAAAAUGCGGCGGGUGCCGACGCUAUUACGAUGAUGGAUCGGUUCGUGUGGAGGAUGGCGCAGUUCUGGCCUGCCGUGUUCAGCAUGAUCGCGCUGGCGAUCAUUUACGUCGUCGUCAAGCACGACACCCCGCACGUGCUGCUGCAGGAAGGCAAGGAGGAUGAGGCCAAGGAGGUCAUCGAGUUGCUACACGGUUCGGAGAAGGCGGACACCGUUUUCGCCGAGGUGCGUGGCGACGUCGAAGCGCUGCAGAGCGCCUCCACGUCGUUGGGUAUCAUUGCCGCAUUGAAGGUACCCAAAUACAGGAGAGCCAUCUUCAUCAUUUGUGGUCUGUCCAUUAUGCAACAACUUUCGGGUAUCAACGUUUUCGUGGCGAACGCUUCGAAGCUGUUCGUCAGCAUCAUGGGACGCUCGUUCACGGCCAGCGCCAUGUCCUUGGCUGGCGUCGCCGCCCUGUUCGUCACCACGCUGUUCCUCGCCUUCGUCAUUGACAAAUUCGGACGCAAGACGCUGUUCCUCUUCGGUAUUGCGGUCUCGUGCGUUUCCAUGGUUCCCGCUGUCAUCAUCAAGAUGUCCAGCGCAGAAAAGUGGGCCAGUUACGUCAUGGUUGUUGGUUGCAUCGGCUUCAUGAUCGGUUUCGCCAUCGGUUUCGGUGGCAUCAUGUGGCUGUACUUCGCCGAGGCGCUCGGCACUGAGUACAAGGAUGCGGCAUUUGGCGUGGCCACGUCUGUGAACUGGCUGUUCGCCGCCAUAGUCGUCAUCAGCUCUGACCCCCUGCUGGCGUGGAACGACAAAGUUGCCUACAGUUUGUACACGGGCUUCGGUUUACUAGGUUUCGCGUUUGUGUACUUCUUCCUCAAGGAGACAAAGGGCAUGCCCCUGGGACAAGCGUUCGCGUAA